Messenger RNA from Rotaria sp. Silwood1, 882 nucleotides. NCBI's taxonomy places the organism in Eukaryota, Metazoa, Rotifera, Eurotatoria, Philodinida, Philodinidae. The record is from the annotation of a GenBank genome assembly.
AUGUCCGCCGCUGUACGAGCAGCAACUGCUUCAAACGCUCGUAUUCUAUCUUCUUUAAAACCACCUCCAAAUGUUGUCGUCGUUGGUGGUACAUCAGGUAUUGGUCGAGCAAUAGCUCUUUCAAUAGCUCGACAUUGUCCAUCUGCUAGUAUAACCAUUGUUGGACGAAAUGAAUCGGCUGCUAAUGCUAUCCUAUCACAAUUAGGUUCAAAUCCAAAAUUUAUUCGUGCUGAUGUCUCACUCAUGUCUGAAAUUCGAGCAGUAACAAAGAAGAUUAAUGCAGUUGACAUGCUGAUUUUAACACAAGGAAUUUUAACUAUGGCAGGUCGAACACCAACAACAGAAAAUAUUGACAAUAAACUAGCUUUACACUAUUAUGGUCGAAUUUUAUUCGUACAAGAACUUCUUCCAUUACUUCGAUCGUCACAAAAUCAUAGUAAAGUUCUAUUCGUAUUAGACAGUGUCAAUGGAAAUCCAUCUAAAAUCAAUUGGAAUGAUAUGGCACUAGAAAAUUCAUAUUCUCUUGCUUCAGCUGCUAAUCAUGCAAUAUCAUUUACUGAUCAUGCUAUACAAUAUCUUGCGUCACAACCAGAAAAUACAAAUAUAACAUUUACUCAUGCAUUUCCUGGAGUUGUUCGUACAUCACUUGUCGAUAAUUUACCAUUUUGGGCUCGAAUACCAGUAAAAUGUUCGUUAGCCCUUGGUUUAGGAGUUACUCCAGAAGAUUGUGCUGAACUAAUGAUAUAUGGAAUGCUUGGAACAGAGAAAGGCUAUAGAUAUGUCAAUGACAAAGGAGAAACAGUAACGAAUAAGAGACCAAUACAAGAAGAGAUGGUAGCAAAAGUUUGGGAACAUACAUCUCAAAUGAUUUCUUCACGUUAA